UCGUUAGUAGCUCCAAGGCCAUGCUGAAGACUGCAUGCAUGGGAGGUGUAAGCUUCGAAUCUCACCACCGGGCGAAUUUCCAGACGGAUGUCGACACACCUCCCCGCGGCCCAGGACACACGCUAAUAAGGGCAAACUUUGAGGGUACUGGACCUAAGAAUUGUGUACUCCAGCUCCGAAACUGCACUCCAUUUCCCGAAAGCUACUGAGAAUGGAGAACUGAAAUCUGCUUCGUAUCCCGAUCCACAGACGAUGGCGGCCUCUUCAGCCGGCAGCGGCGCUGUGGUGCCAGCCACCAGUUCCCUAACCCGCCGCCCUUCUGCGUGGGAUGCCGGUGUCAGAAGAGCUUCAGCCUGGGACCGUAGGCCAUCUACGUACACGGUAGAGUCGGCAGCACUUCGUGUGGUGGCAGCUGCUGAGCUGGAUAGGAUUGACGCCGCCUGCAGGAGGACUCCGUACAGAAUCGGGAUCUACGGCUGGCGGAAACGAUGCCUCUACCUCCUAGUCAUUUUGCUACUGGCUAUGGUCAUUAUGAACAUUGCCCUCACGGUUUGGGUGCUCAGGGUGCUAGAUUUUUCACUGGACGGCAUGGGACGACUACGAAUAGUGGAAGGUGGAGUACGCCUAGACGGCGAGGCAGAGUUCUUGCACUCUUUGUACGCCUCCGACAUACGCUCCAGGAAGGAGCAGCCAUUGAAAAUAGAGUCGGCAAGGAAUGUCACCUUGAAUGCCCGAAACAAGCAUGGCCGAAUAUCCAAUCGGCUGUUUGUAGGGGAUUCGAUUGUGGAAGCUUUCGCCGAAGAGUUCUUGGUCCGAAAUCCUCAGGGGAAGCUUCUCUUCCGAGCAGCCGAGGACGAGGUGGCUGUAGCAGCGGACACACUACGAGUGACAGGUCCCGGAGGUGUCCGAUUCGACGGCUCACUGCAGACGCCGUUAGUGCGUGCGGAAACCUUCCAGCAACUUAAACUAGAGUCUCCAACUCGCAAUCUCGUUAUGCAAGGUCCGCAAGGUGUCCUUGUGGAGUCCAGAGCCGGCGACAUCAGUGUCUCAUGCUUCAGAAACUUAACGCUCAGAUCCAAGGAAGGAGAGAUCACGAUGGAUGCUGAACGACUAGUCUUCCAGAACCUCAAGACACCGCUGCCGGCAAAGUCUGGCAGUCCGUACCAGAACAUUUACCAAUUGUGUGUGUGCCAAAACGGAAUGCUCUUCUUGUCGCAUCCCCAAGGACACUGUCAAGCAGACGACUCGGUCUGCAAGUGACAUGUGACAUCGUGCUGAACAUAUUGCCACGGAAUAAUGCCGAUUCUGCGUCAGUUAGACAGCCGGUGCAGCCGGCGGAAGAAGAUAUUGUACCAAAGAACAAUCCAAAGACACAUCCAGAGAACAAAUAGAAGCCACGUGAAGCCAAGGAGACAGGACAAGCCAGAACGAGCGCGCACGACAAUUACGUAUAUGAUGAUUAUGUAUGUGCAUGCAGGAUGACGACAACGGUCUUGGACGUGGAAAUCUGGUGCCAUCUGGUGGUGCAAUUUUGAAUGUUUUUGUCGAUUUUGGUGCUGUAUUAGCAGGGCCUGAAGCGGUUUCUGAGGAAAAAGAAAAAUUUUACGUAAAGCGGUAAUAGUAUGGUUUGAGUGCAGAAUGACAGGCAAUAUAGCUGGCAACGUCAUCUAGAUUAAUUAAGGAAGGCCUGCUCGAUGACUUCCAUCGUCUUGUGGUCACAUGUCGUCCCGAUGUCGUUUGCCCUAAAGAAUCACCGCAGACAAAGAAACUGUUCCACAUACAACGAGUGCAUGGAUAUCCAUUUGGCGUAGGAAUGCUGCUUGUCAUCAUGACUACGGUCGCUAAGAGAGAAAAGUUAUUAUUGAAGGUUGCGAUUAAUAAUAGGCCACGUCGAGAAGCGAGCCUAGAAAACGAUGCACAAGGUAUUGUAGGAUAUCAGCUAAUUUAUUGUGACUUCGACAAACAGUUUUUCAAUAGGACAAUGGGCCAUGGCUGAUAUCGCUAAAAAAUUAAGGUGAGUUAUACAGGUUGCACCACCUUCGUGGAAGCUCCAUACUGGGCAUCGCGAGAGAAUUUUUUUAUCCAUAUCUCAACACGAGUUGACAAGACAGAAUUUAUGGCGAAUACGAGCGGACAAAUUUACGUGAGUGAGCAAUAAUUAUAAAACGUUUACUCUGAGACGAGUCAUUUAUUAGACGUGUGACGUCGCAUACUGAGUAAGUAAUGUUGCGUCUGUUGUGACGAAUAAUAUUAUAAUAAAUGAAAGUUGU
Messenger RNA from Ornithodoros turicata, 2270 nucleotides. Its product is annotated as delta-sarcoglycan-like. Bases 253 to 1260 code for a protein of 335 amino acids. Gene Ontology annotation, cellular component: membrane; sarcoglycan complex. The record is from RefSeq and is a predicted model, not a curated record. The transcript has 8 exons. NCBI's taxonomy places the organism in Eukaryota, Metazoa, Arthropoda, Arachnida, Ixodida, Argasidae.